Messenger RNA from Apiotrichum porosum, 1299 nucleotides. It is a transcript of the gene CSN12, whose product is annotated as COP9 signalosome (CSN) subunit. Gene Ontology annotation, cellular component: transcription export complex 2. The coding region runs from base 1 to 1299 and encodes 432 amino acids. The record is from RefSeq and is a predicted model, not a curated record. Gene Ontology annotation, biological process: post-transcriptional tethering of RNA polymerase II gene DNA at nuclear periphery; poly(A)+ mRNA export from nucleus; transcription elongation by RNA polymerase II. Lineage: Eukaryota; Fungi; Basidiomycota; Tremellomycetes; Trichosporonales; Trichosporonaceae. Gene Ontology annotation, molecular function: double-stranded DNA binding; RNA binding. The transcript has 5 exons.
AUGAAGCUCCCCCAGUUCAUUCAGGCCUUUGCCGACCCACUCCGAAACGAGGAUGCGGUUCCUCUGGUCCGUCUCCUCGACUGCCGCAACCGUACCGCGCGCGGACUGCACAAUACCGUCGGCGCCAUCGAUGCCAAGCGUCUUGCCAACCCAGGCCACUCUCUCCCAGAACACUGGGACGGGAUUGCCGUACGUCACUGCGCAGCCGUAAACGCGCUGUACAACAACGACUAUGCCGGAGCAUACACACACCAGUCGGCGCUCGUGUCCCUCUUCUUCCGGUGGUUCCAAGAACAGCCGGCAUGGCCCCUCCCGAUCCUCUACUUGCUCCUCCGGGACUUGCGCGAGCUCGCCGAGCAGGCCGAUGGCGCGACGUAUGCUGCCACGGGACGCAUGCCCGCGCUGGAGGAGUGCACGCGUACCGUGUCCAAGGCGUUCUCUAUCUGCGCGACCGACCGCACGUACAAGGGCCAGCAGAGCAGGAGGAACGGCGUCUACCACGUCGCGUGCUUGAGCUUGAAGUGUUACUUCAAGCUAGCUGCGGUUCACCGUAUCCUAAUGUCCACCACGCCUGCGACCGAUUCAGCUUCCCCGGCUUCCCCGCUGACACCCAUCUCAUCCCAGGUCGGCAAGCCCAACCUGUGCAAGAACAUUGUGCGUGCAGUCACCUCGGACCCAAAGACGCCUCCCGUGGACGACGCGCCGCUCCCGGACCAGGUUACUUGGCACUUUUACAUUGGCAUGCUCGCCUUCCUUGCCGGCGACGACAAGAAGGCCGACGACGAGCUCACGUGGGCGUUCUUGCACUGUCCCGUGGACGCCAAGCGGAAUCAGGAGCUUAUCCUCACCUACCUCAUCCCCUUACACCUUGUGCGCGGCUCGUUCCCGGCCCAGCACCUGCUGGACGCCAACCCGCGCCUCAAGGAGGUAUACGGGCCGUUUGUCGAUGCGAUCCGCGAGGGCAAUGUCGAAGAGUACGACCAGCGGCUCGAGUGGGCCCAGCCGCGUCUCGUGGGCAUGAGCACCUACCUCGCCAUCGAGCGCGCGCGCGAGGGCUGCCUGCGCGUCCUGUUCAAGCGCGCAUGGAUGGCCAGCGAUAAGAGCACGCGCAUGCCCAUCUCGACGUUCCAGACCGCCCUCAAGCUCCAGCACGUCACGGCAGACUCGGACGAGGUGGAGUGCAUGGUGGCCAACAUGGUCUAUCGGGGUUACAUCAAGGGAUAUAUUUCGCACGAGAAGCAAAUGGUCGUGCUCGCAAAGACCAACCCCUUCCCCUCGUUGGCGGCCAUUCCAAGGUAA